Molecule: messenger RNA, 3354 nt
Organism: Rotaria socialis
Lineage: Eukaryota; Metazoa; Rotifera; Eurotatoria; Philodinida; Philodinidae
Source: the annotation of a GenBank genome assembly
AUGACGGAAUCAUCAUCAAGUCUAGUCUCAAUGAAUUCACCAUCAACAUUUCCUUUUUUUAAAUGUACUUUUUUGGACAAAGAUACAGAUUUGAAUGAAAUACCAAUAUGGAACAGUAAUAUAGCAACAUUACUUUCAUAUUGGCUUCAACAGAGUGCAAAACACGAUGAUAUCUUCGGAAGUUUUCGUUGGGCAAAUACAAAUACAGAUAGUUUGGGUGAUGUUGAUCUUAUCACCGAUGCUGAGCAUAUAAAAAAAUUACUAAAAGUAUCAUUCAAUAAACACAGCCAAAUAUCAAUGAUGGUACAUCGUUUGGGUCGAACUAUACUCAUUGAUGAAUUCGAUGUUCAUUCACAUUUGUUACGUCUUGAAAAAAAUGAAUGGACAUGGUUUCGAGAUUUUUUUCUUGAUUCUAUUUCACGAAAUAUAUCAGUGAAACAUUUUUAUAAAAAAAAUAAAACACGUGAUGAACUUAUAAAAAAAGAUCGUUUAGUUAAAUUUUUAUGUCAAAGUGUUGAAUUACCUCAAAUCAUACCCGAGAAUUCCGAUAACAAUGAAUGUCAAACAUCAUCAACAAAUGAAGCCACUGCUGCAACACUUCUUCAACAAAUCAAAAAUCUUGUUAAUGCAAAUAAUGAUUUCGAAAAUCAUGAUGCUCAUAGUAAAUCAUCGCCAUCACCAUUUCAACGAACAGUUAAUUGGACAUUUGAAAAUAUGAAAAUGUUAAUUGGUUCCGAUUUACCGAUUUUCGGCGAUGAACAGCAUCCGGCUGUUAGUUUACGUUUAAGAGAUAUGAAUAAACCUAUAAAUGUCUUAACUGGUAUUGAUUGUUGGCUUGAUAAUUUAAUGUGUAAUGUUCCUGAACUCGCUAUGUGUUAUCAUGUUGAUGGCAUUGUUCAAUCCUAUGAAAUAGUUAAAACCGAAGAAUUGCCCUAUCGUGAAGGUUGUGAAUUUCCAGCGAAUGUGAUACGUAAUUUAGCAACAAAUCUUCUUUCAUUUCUCAAAGCAAAUGCAACUAAAGAAGGACAUACAUAUUGGUUAUUUAAAGGUCCCGAUGAUGAUAUUGUUAAAUUAUAUGAUUUAACAAGUCUGUGUGACACAAGUCGCGAUGAUAAUCCUUAUACAUUACCGGUGGCUACUUUACUUUAUAAAAUGGCUCUUAAUAUGUUAUCAAAAUCUGAUCAUGAAACACGUUCAAAAGAAUCCGGCACAAUCCGCACAUUAUUGAAACAUUGUUUAGAUAUGUUGAAUCCAGAGAAAUUUCCUGAAUAUCAUUGUGCUGCUGCAUAUAUGAUGUCUGAUCUUUAUAUCGAUGAUAAUGUUAGUGAACAAAGUUGGACAUCAGAUGGAAGCGAUAUUCCAGAUCCGGACUCACUAGACGAUGAUUUAUCGUUUGUAGAAGAAAAUGAUUCACAUUUGUAUACUUGUGUGAAUAUUAAACAGCUUGCACAACCUCAACAAAAUCGAUUUCGAAAAACUCCUGACGUCGAACGUCUCGCACCAAUUCAUGGAAAUCUAGAUAAACGAGCUACCGAAGCACUUAAAUAUUUAGUUGAGGCUCUUCGAAGUAAUGCAAUCCAUCGUCGAGUUCAAGCUACUUCUGAGCAAACCAAUGAACAAGAAACGUCAUCAACGAAUACUGAUGAAAAAUCAAAAGUUAUUGUUCCAUUACCUUAUCAAGCUACGCGACAUUCAUCGAAAGUUUUAAUUGACAAUAAAAAUCAUUUAACCAAUGAUAAUCGUUUGAAAGCAAUUAUUUUACAUAAAGCUGCUGCUGCUUAUUUUUGUCUCGUUGAUCGAAGUGAAAAAGAAAAACAUUAUGGUUCUUGUCUUCGUUAUCUUCGCUUGGGACUUAACUGUUAUAGUGCCGAAUUAAAACUUCAAUCAAUGGAUCAUAAUAAUAGUAGUAGCGAAUGUAAAAAAUUAUUAUCCUAUAUAAUGAGUAUUGCUGGUGAUUGUCGAUUAAUGAUUGCACAUAUAACAGCAGAAGAAGUCGAAAAAUAUCGUGAACAGUAUAAUGAAAUGAGUGAAGUUGAUGUUGAAAUCCAAAAAGUUACUGAUGAAGUUGGAGUCAACGCCAAUUCUUCGGAAUUUUCGUGGGUUUCGGAAUUAACACCGGUUAUUGAUCGCAAUCUAUUUGCUAGUGUACACGCUUAUGAAUAUGCAAUAAACAUAGUUCGCAAUCUUGGCGAUCAUGAAAAAAAACGUUUAAAUUUAUUAACAAAACGUUUUGGAAACGUGCGAAAUGAAAUGGGUGUCUAUUGGAUGAAUAAAUGUGCGCAAGCGGUCAAAAAUUUAGAUCAAGAAGCAGCUAAGGAAACGAAAGAUCAAUUUCGAAAAUGUUUCGAAAGUUUUGAUGCUGGCAUUCAAGCAUUUGAAAAAAUAAAUGACGUAUCAAAUAUAGCAUUGACAUAUUCAAAUCUUGGACGUUUAAUGCGGUACUAUGCACAAUUCUAUGCUCCGGUAGUAAACGGUGUCCGACAAGAAUUCUCUCAACAAGAACGGCAAAGUUAUCAAAAAGCGUUUGAUUAUUAUUUGAAAGGUUUAAAGCUAGUCGAAAGUCGUGCUGAUCUACACGAAGUUUAUCGUACUCUAUCGUGGGAAUUGUCAAAUGCUUAUUUCACAAUGGCGACAGCACUUCAAGACUUUGCACCAUUAAUGACAAUGUCACAGGACGAUAUCGAAAAAGAAAUUAUUGAUUGUAUGACACGAGCAUUAAAAUAUAUUGAAGUAGAACUUAAUACGCCAUCAUCAGAUCGUUUUGCAUUAGCUAAAUACCGAGCUGCUACAAUUCAUCAUCGAUUAGCUUCUUUAUUGCAUCAUACGUUUCGUACUCAAAAUAAUGCAGCUCGUCGAAAACGUUUACGCGCACUGGCAUCAUUACAUUAUCAAAAAGCUCUAGAAUUAUUUUCACCUCGUGAUAAUCCACUUGAAUAUUUACGGCUCUUAAUUGAAGAAGUUGCAUUAGCAGAUUUUGAACUUCAAAGUGCAACGGAUAGUCAAUCGCGUUUAAAGCAUUCUCAACAAGGCUUACGUGCCGCAUUCCAAUGUCAAGAAUGUGUUGGUAUAAUUGAACAGCACAGAACAAGUUCCGAUCCCGAUGAUUAUAACGAAACAUUCGUACAAGAAUCACAACGCCUUUUAUCGAUAUUAAAUGGACGUAUACAAACAUUUCUUAAAGAAAUCGUUAAAAUAUACAAAACAAUAAAUAAUAAAAAAUCCAUAUAUGAAGAAUACAAGGAAAUGUAUGGUAUAUCAUUGCGAAUACAGGAAACAACGGCGACAUUUUCAAAAGAUUUGUACGAUGCAAUUGAACGUUUGAAAAAAUUGCAUGAAAAAAAUAUCAGUGAUUAA